Molecule: messenger RNA, 1056 nt
Organism: Clunio marinus
Lineage: Eukaryota; Metazoa; Arthropoda; Insecta; Diptera; Chironomidae
Source: the annotation of a GenBank genome assembly
UCGACAAAAGUUUCCUUCCAUGUGGAAAAAUAUCACAACAAACGAAUAGAAAUCUUAUUAAAAUCUUUUUAUUGACUCAUUUAAACAAAAUAGCAUUAAUAUUGAUAAUUAAAGUAAGAUGGUUGUAUUCACAUGUAAUCAUUGCGGUGAAAGCUUAAAGAAAAAUAACGUAGAAAAGCAUAUGUCAAGAUGUAACAAAAAUGUUUCUGUUUCCUGUAUGGAUUGCUUUAAAGACUUUGAUAGACAAUCAUAUAGUGCUCAUACGCAGUGCGUCACAGAACUUCAAAGGUAUUCAGGAAAAGAUUACGUACCAAAGGCUAAUCUUAACAAAGGACAGAAAAAACAAGAAGCAUGGGUUGAUAUUGUAAGAUCAAUAACAGAUAAAAAAUCACAUCUUUCCAAUGGCGUUAAGAAGAUUCUUGAAACAAUUUCAUCUUAUGACAACAUCCCUCGAAAGAAAGCAAAGUUCCUGAAUUUUAUGAAAAAUUCUUUUCGUUAUAUGAAGCAUAACGAAUUGGAAGAAGCUUGGACAUUGUUAGAGGAAGCAUUAAAAGACAAUAAAGGUCCUGCGGUCCAAGACAAAAAAGUUAUUGAAACCUCUGAAGUUAAUGGAAAACGAAAGCUUGAUGAAGAAAAAGUUCCAAUUGAGGAUAAUAAUGAAGAAUCAGAAAUUAUUGAACCGCCUCAGAAGAAGAAAAAGAAAAACGAAUCAAAUGAUGUUGUCGAAUAUGAAACUCUUCCAAAUGAACAGCCAUUAACUAUUGAAUCAAGUGAAAAAUUCAGCUGGAAUGAAACAAUUCGCAGCAUAUUGUCACAAAAAUGUAGUGAAUUUAAAUUGAAGAAACUCAAGAAGAAAGUUCUCAAAAAAUAUCAGAUCUUAACUGGGGAUAUUUGGAGUGAAAAGCAAGAUAAUAAGUUUCUGAAAAAAAUCCAAAAACUCAAAGGAGUUGAAGUUGUUGACAAUGAAAAAGUACGAUUAGUUGGAUAAUUAAACGUCGAAUCUUUAAUUAAAAAAAAAGAUUAAUAAAAGCUUAAAGAAAAAAAUAAUAAAACAAG